Sitophilus oryzae (rice weevil) is the source of this 1798-nucleotide messenger RNA. RefSeq names its product equilibrative nucleoside transporter 1-like. Gene Ontology annotation, molecular function: nucleoside transmembrane transporter activity. The record is from RefSeq and is a predicted model, not a curated record. Gene Ontology annotation, biological process: nucleoside transmembrane transport. The coding region runs from base 191 to 1549 and encodes 452 amino acids. Gene Ontology annotation, cellular component: plasma membrane. NCBI's taxonomy places the organism in Eukaryota, Metazoa, Arthropoda, Insecta, Coleoptera, Curculionidae. The transcript is spliced from 9 exons.
GACUUUGACAAUCAGCUGAUUUUUAAAACAAGUGGAUAUGGAACCUUGAAGAAAUCCAAUUUUUCUUGCUAAUUAUGUUUACUAUUGUGACAUACCCUAUUGAAAAUUUCUAAGCACAAGAAUAAAACAUGAUAUCCUUAGAGUAACGCAUUCAGUUUCGUGAUAUUUCUCGUAAGAUAACGGCUAAAACAUGGCUUCUUCGAUCAACACGGUUCCUUUGUUACAAGAAGAUGAUUCAGAUAACGAGAACCCAGAAAGUUUAGCUCUUGGAGACAACAUACCUUUAUAUAAGCCUUUGGAACCGAAAGACAAGUUUUACACAGUUUACUUUAUAUUUUAUCUUUUAGGAAUCGUAACAAUUUUACCAUGGAACUUCUAUAUCACUGCAAACGAUUAUUGGAUGUAUAAAUUUAGAGAUAUUCAUAGAACCAAUGUUACAACAGCAAGUGAAGUUACAAAUAAAACACAACUGCAAGCUGAAUUCACAUCGUACAUUAAUGCAGCUUCUGCUAUACCGAAUCUUUUAUUUUUAAUUCUGAAUACAGCUAUAAGUCACAGGGUUUCUCUUAAUAAAAGGAUUCUAGGAUCUCUAAUUUUUAUGUUCCUGUUUAUGAUAGAGACUUUAGUCUUUGUGUUGAUAGAUACAGAUGAAUGGCAGUACAUGUUUUUUCUGAUAACAUUAUUAACUGUGGUAUUACUAAACAUUUGUAGUGCAAUAAUGUCUGGUAGUCUUUUUGGGGUUGUUGGAAAUUUUUCUCCGAUAUAUAUCACAGCGACGAUUGGAGGACAAGCUUUAGGUGGAAUUUUUGCCGCAAUAGCUGAGAUAAUUUCUCUAGCUAUCGGAGCAUCCUCCACACAUAGUGCUUUGGUUUAUUUUAUAAUUGGAAACAUUACAAUCGCAUUUGCGAUCCUAUGUUACAUAGUUUUGAUAAAAACAGUAUUUUUUAAGUAUCAUGUAGAAGAUAAGAUACUGAACAUAUCAGACUUUUCUAGCUCAUCUACAGUAUUAGACAUCUCACAUAAAAUAAUUCUAAGAAAAAUAUGGGUUCAUGGUGUCUCAAUGUUCUCAGUUUUUGCCAUAACUCUUUCCGUAUAUCCUGCCGUAACGGUACUUAUUGACUCUGAAGGAAAAGGUCACGGAAAUAGGUGGAACGAUGUAUACUUUGUACCUACUAUAGCAUAUUUACUGUUCAGUAUAGGAGACUAUUUAGGCCGUCUAAUAGCCGGAAGAUUCCAAAAACCAAAAAACGAAAGUAUUUUCCUUAUACUCAGUUUAUCCAGAUUUAUUUUUAUUCCAUUGAUGAUGCUGUGCAAUGCCCAUCCACGACGUUAUUGGGCUGUUGUUUUCGAUAAGGACUACCAAUACAUCUUAAUUUUGUUCAUGUGUGCCUUAAGUAACGGCUAUUUAGCGAAUCUUACAGCUAUUUUGGCACCAAGAAAAGUUGAUGAUUUUGAAAAAGAAGUCGCAUCCUCAAUGAUGACUGUGUUUAUGGGUAUAGGUCUGGCAGCAGGCUCAAUUAUAAGCUUAUUUAUGGUGAAAUUACUAUAACUUUAGUUGUAAAAUAGAUAAUUUUGACUUGUAAAUGAAUAUUUUGUUUCGUUAUUUUCAUUGUAUAUAUUUUAUUUCACUCACAGUGUAAUUACGUGCGUUUAUUUAUGCUAAAUGUUGUACCUGUAUAUUUAUAUCGUUGUAAAAGAUUCUUCACUUUACGUAUCAUAAUUUAGGUAAUUUAAUAUAUGAAUAUAUUACUAAAUUUAAAUGGGGAAAAUAUUUUUCAAAUUAAAUAUUUUCUUUGCU